AUGAAUCAGGAGGAAGAAGAAAGGGGAAAUAAGAAAAAGAGGAGAGAGAUGGGAAGAGGGAAGAUAGAGAUAAAGAAGAUAGAGAAUCGGACAGCGAGGCAAGUGACCUUUUCCAAGAGAAGAAGUGGUGUUAUCAAGAAGGCUAAUGAGCUCUCUGUUCUCUGCGAUGCUCACAUCGGUCUUAUCGUCUUCUCUACCACUGGAAAGCUCUACCAGCACUGCACCGAGCCCCUCACGAUGGCUCAGGUCAUUGACCGAUACUUGCAGACCAGCGGAUUGCGACUCCCUGAUCCUAAUGACAACCGGGAGGAAUUCUGCCACGAGAUAGAAGUACUAAGAAGAGAGACAUGUAAGCUUGAGCUCCGUCUGCGUCUUUACCGUGGACAUGACUUAGCCUCCAUUCCUCCACACGAGCUCGAUGGACUAGAGCAACAGCUCGAACAUUCUGUACUUAAAGUUCGUGAGCGUAAGAAUGAGUUGAUGCAACAACAGAUGGAGAAUCUAAGCAGAAAGAGGCGGAUGCUAGAAGAAGACAACAACAAUAUAUACCGUUGGGUAAGUUUGAUUGCUAGCUAGAAAAUGCCAAUUUGUUGGCAGCUUUCCGAUUGAAUGACGUUUUUUCUAUCUAUACCGUCGUUAACUAUAUUACAGCUUCAUGAGCAUCGUGCCGCGGUUGUGUUUCAGCAAGCGGGGAUAGAGACUAAACCGGGGGAGUAUCAACAUUUUCUAGAGCAAGUUCAGUACUAUAAUGAUCAUCAGCAACAACCAAACAGUUUUCUUCAGCUUGCUACUCUUCCUUCCGAGAUUGAUCUUAAUUACCAUCUCCACCUUGCUCAGCCUAAUCUUCAAAAGGAUCCAAUGGCAAACAUUUGAUUAAUCCUCGACCAGAUCUACUCUUUCUUUAUUGAGACAAAUAAAUGAACAAUGAAGUAUCGUUUUCUGUCUUUUAUUACCUGCUUUAAUUUGCCAAUGCCUUCUACUUUGUGUAUGUUUGUGUUGACAUGGAACCUUGUUUAAAUUAAUUGAGAAGAUAAUGGUAGUCUUGAUUA
Raphanus sativus (radish) is the source of this 1049-nucleotide messenger RNA. RefSeq names its product protein TRANSPARENT TESTA 16-like. The record is from RefSeq and is a predicted model, not a curated record. The transcript has 5 exons. Gene Ontology annotation, biological process: positive regulation of transcription by RNA polymerase II. Lineage: Eukaryota; Viridiplantae; Streptophyta; Magnoliopsida; Brassicales; Brassicaceae. Gene Ontology annotation, cellular component: nucleus. Gene Ontology annotation, molecular function: DNA-binding transcription factor activity, RNA polymerase II-specific; protein dimerization activity; RNA polymerase II cis-regulatory region sequence-specific DNA binding. Bases 1 to 576 code for a protein of 191 amino acids.